AUGCACAGCUUUUUCGCAGGCUUAGCUAGACUCUUCCUUCUUCCUCGUCUGCUCUUUGACUUCUCAUUGCUCCCUAAUUCGCUGAUCGAACUGUCCUGUUCAAUGUGGCCAGGGGGGAAAGAACGAGAGCGGCCAUCCAUGGAUACACAUUAUCAAGUACUGAACCUCACCCCCUCCAUCCUCUCCUCCCAAAAUGACCCAUCCUCCCUCAUAAAACGAGCCUACCGCCGAGCUCUUCUCCAAAAUCACCCAGAUAAGGCUCCCGGCUCAUUCCUACCGCCUUCCGCUUCCUCGACAACAAAAAAUACAACAGAGGUAUAUACCAUCGACCGCAUCCAAGAAGCUUAUACGGUCUUGUCAUCACCCACCCAACGGGCCAACUACGACGCUCAGCUCCGUCUGGGAGGACGACCGUCCGGCGACGGGACCUCCUCUAACGAUGAUUCUGCUGCAUCCAAGUUUCAUACGGGAGUCGAAAAUGUCGACCUAGACGACCUGGAAUUCGACGAGCAGGAAGCUUGCUGGUUCCGCUCGUGCAGGUGCGGCAACGACAGGGCCUACCUGUUCCGCGAGUCUGACCUCGACGAGGUGGGCGAUGAAGGGGAGCUCAUGGUUGGAUGUCUGGAUUGCAGUCUUUGGUUGAGGGUGCAUUUUGCCGUCAUGGAGGAUGACGAGCAGGAUUCAUAG
This is a messenger RNA of Geosmithia morbida, 687 nucleotides long. Its product is annotated as diphthamide biosynthesis protein 4. The transcript has a single exon. Gene Ontology annotation, molecular function: metal ion binding. The record is from RefSeq and is a predicted model, not a curated record. Gene Ontology annotation, biological process: protein histidyl modification to diphthamide. The coding region runs from base 1 to 687 and encodes 228 amino acids. NCBI's taxonomy places the organism in Eukaryota, Fungi, Ascomycota, Sordariomycetes, Hypocreales, Bionectriaceae.